Messenger RNA from Dendroctonus ponderosae (mountain pine beetle), 1762 nucleotides. RefSeq names its product cystathionine beta-synthase-like. Gene Ontology annotation, cellular component: cytoplasm. Lineage: Eukaryota; Metazoa; Arthropoda; Insecta; Coleoptera; Curculionidae. The coding region runs from base 104 to 1669 and encodes 521 amino acids. The record is from RefSeq and is a predicted model, not a curated record. The transcript is spliced from 12 exons. Gene Ontology annotation, molecular function: cystathionine beta-synthase activity; cysteine synthase activity.
UGGUUCCAAUUUAAGCGGGGUUCAGUGCGUUCAUUGCGAAGAACACACUGAAGACAGUGUAUCGAUCGGUUCGAAACCAGGUGCAUCGGGCAAAUAAGUGAAGAUGUCAUCAACGGAAGAAGUAGAAGAACUGGUUUGGGUAUCUCCCCUAAACACGGAAUUCGUUACGCCUGGAGUUGAGAAGAAAUGCCCUUGGUCAAGAUUGGGCGCAUCUGACAGAAGCUCGCCCCAUUCCAAGCAAGAUUGGAAGCCAAAGUAUCCCAAAGGAGUUUAUCCUGAUGUGUUGAGCAUGAUAGGAAACACACCUAUGGUUAAACUAAAUAGGAUCCCACAAAAAGAAGGACUCGAGUGCAACAUUUAUGCGAAAUGCGAAUUUCUCAACCCUGGAGGAUCAAUCAAGGACCGAAUGGUGAAACGAAUGUUUGAAGAUGCUGAGAGACAAGGUCUCCUUAAACCUGGAAUGGUUAUCAUCGAACCAUCCUCCGGAAACACUGGCAUUGCGAUUGCUACCGUUUCGGCUAUUAAAGGCUACACAUGCAUCAUUGUCAUGGCCGAGAAAAUCUCCAAUGAAAAGGAAGCUGUUAUUACUGCGCUCGGAGCUACAGUUUGUAGAGUGCCAGUAUUCGAAGACUCGUUCAGCAGAAAUGGACUUUUUGGAACAGUGAAUCGAUUACGCAAAGAAAUUCCCAAUUCUUUUGUUUUCGAUCAGUUUAAUAAUCCUGGAAAUCCCCUUACGCAUUAUGAUACCACAGCGAAUGAGAUUUUACACCAGCUGGAUCACAAAGUGGACAUGGUUGUUUUUGGUGGCGGUACCGGAGGUACUAUCACAGGUGUAGGCCGGAAGUUUCGAGAAGUUUCUCCAGAAACCGUACUUGUGGGAUUUGAUCCUGAAGGUUCCAAGUUUGCUUUUCCUGACAGUCUCAAUUCGCAUCGCAAUACAUUUUGGGAAAUCGAAGGAAUUGGAUACGAAUUCGUGCCUGGGGCUCUGGAUCAAUUGGUGUGCGAUUACUGGAUUAAAAUUAACGAUAAAGAAUCGCUUCAAAUGGCGAGAAGGUUGAUACAAGAAGAAGGAUUGCUAAUUGGUAUGAGUUCAGGGGCUGCGGUGGCCGCGGCCGUCAAAGCAGCAAAACAUUUGAAGAAAGGAGACAACGUUGUAGUUUUCAUGGCAGAUAGUAUUAGAAAUUACAUGACUAAAUUUGUCUCCAAUACCUGGAUGCAGGCCAAAGGGUUCCAGCCAUGCUUAAAUCCCCACAACUUUUGGUGGUGGGAUUUGCCGGUUUCCAGUGUAAAAUGUUCAGAGCUACUGGUGCUGAAUGCAUCAGUUAGUUUACAGUAUGCUUUGGGACUGAUGCAAGUAAAAAGAAAGGAGGUAGCUGUAGUUACUUCACCUGACGGAUUUGCUGUGGGUCUAAUUACGGCUGAUGGUAUGAGAAAUAAAAUCAUCAGAUACAAUAUGCCCCAAACAACGCCGGUAGAGAAUUGCAUGAUUGGAAUAGUGCCAUUUUUAGAGAAUAGCUCAACUUUAGGCCGUGCCUACAGAAUCAUUGAAAAAGAUAGAUAUGCAUUGGUCGUAAGUGCGAUAGAUGAAGAAUACAAAUCCAUUGGGGUCCCGUUAAAACUGAUUACCGGUGAAGAUUUGUUUGCUUUCAUUUCAAAGAGGCCUUUGUAAGUAAGAUAUAUAUGUAAUCUUAUUUGCUUAUAUGUUAUUAUUAGAAAAAAUUAAUAUUCAAAUAGCAGCAGAUAAUAAAAAUUCACUUCACAA